This is a messenger RNA of Pecten maximus, 1275 nucleotides long. Its product is annotated as testis-specific serine/threonine-protein kinase 4-like. Gene Ontology annotation, biological process: microtubule cytoskeleton organization; protein phosphorylation; intracellular signal transduction. The coding region runs from base 110 to 1147 and encodes 345 amino acids. Gene Ontology annotation, molecular function: tau-protein kinase activity; ATP binding; protein serine/threonine kinase activity. The record is from RefSeq and is a predicted model, not a curated record. Lineage: Eukaryota; Metazoa; Mollusca; Bivalvia; Pectinida; Pectinidae. The transcript is spliced from 2 exons. Gene Ontology annotation, cellular component: cytoplasm.
GAAUCUAUUGUGACGUCAUCGUCGUGAUCCUUGUUUACCUCAGAGAAGCAGGAUGGAGACAUCCCUCUGGAUAUUUCACCAUGUCUCCACCCAAUAUUAGCCAUGAAUAAUGGCGGAACGAGAUUCCACAUAUGAUAUACCGGAUCAGGACGAGAAACAGACCAAUGCUGCAAACUCGUCGACAACUUCGGCACGUGUCAGCCGAACAAGUCGACGAUUCCAGGUGCUGGAGAGCCAGGGAUUCAUAGUUGGAAAGACUCUUGGCACGGGAUCUUACGCGGGCGUACGAUCCGCCUACGACGUCAACCGAAAGCAUAAAGUUGCAGUCAAGAUAAUUUCCAAACGAAAGGCGCCUGAUGAUUAUCUAACAAAGUUUCUCCCGCGCGAAAUAGAUGUUAUCAAGGUCUUAAAGCAUCCCUCUUUGAUUGCCUUUUAUCAAGUCAUUGAGACGACUACGCGAUUCUUCUUGAUCAUGGAGUUGGGCAGCGUUGAUCUCCUGGACACAAUCCGCGAGAAGAAGAUGAUAGAGGAGGAUGUGGCCGGGGUGUGGUUCUACCAACUCCAGGACGGCGUGCUGUACAUGCACAACAAAGGUAUUGUCCACAGGGACAUCAAGUGUGAAAACCUUCUUCUGGAUUUCAAACAAAACUUAAAGGUAACUGAUUUUGGAUUUGCAAAGAAGAUCACGAAGAGUAAAUCUGGGGAGGUGAAACUCAGUGAGACUUAUUGCGGAAGUUAUGCUUAUGCUCCUCCUGAGAUUUUGAAGGGACAGGCGUACGACGCCUUCUUGGCUGACGUAUGGAGCAUCGGGGUCGUUCUUUUCACCAUGCUUUACGGGCGUCUUCCCUACGAUGAUUCAAAUCACAAGAAGCUGCUGAAGCAAGUUCAGAGUCGGGUGUCAUUCCCAUCGAAACCGGAAGUGAGUGAACCAUGUCGAAUCUUAAUUCUGAAAAUGCUGACUAGAUCACAGGAGCGGAUCCCUUUGGGCAACGUCCGAUUUGACCCAUGGUACAAAAAGUACAAGCCGAGUUCAGCCCAAUCAACAGAGAUUAUUCAUCCAUGUGGUUCUGGGGCCCAAUGCAAAACUGAAGUAGUAGACAAGGCGGCACCGCUAGCAACCAUUGAUUCUGUAUUACCAGCGGAAUAGGUUUUUUGAAAAUUUAGUUCUGUUGCAAGCGGACCAUUUCUAAAGUCGCUAUACUUUCUACUGAAAAUAUAUUAGUAUGGAAUGUUUCAUGUACUUUGUCGUUAAUAGUUAAGUCUUUAUUUUCAUUA